Cricetulus griseus (Chinese hamster) is the source of this 412-nucleotide messenger RNA. The record is from RefSeq and is a predicted model, not a curated record. NCBI's taxonomy places the organism in Eukaryota, Metazoa, Chordata, Mammalia, Rodentia, Cricetidae.
UGUGCGAUCUUUAGCACGGUCCGAGAUGGCUGGCGGUAAGGCUGGAAAGGACUCCCGAAAGGCCAAGGCAAAGGCGGUUUCCCACACGCAGAGAGCCGGCUUGCAGUUCCCUGUGGGCCAUAUUCAUCGACACCUGAAAUCUAGGACAACCAGCCACAGCCGUGUGGGCGCGACCGCCGCAGUGUAUAGCGCAGCCAUCCUGGAGUACCUCACUGCAGAGGUACUAGAGUUGGCAGGAAAUGCAUCAAAAGACUUAAAGGUAAAGCGUAUUACCCCUCAUCACUUGCAACUUGCUAUUCGUGGGGAUGAAGAAUUGGACUCUCUGAUCAGGGCUACAACUGCUGGUGGUGGUGUCAUCCCACACAUCCACAAAUCUCUGAUUGGGAAGAAAGGACAACAGAAGACUACAUAG